UAUCUGUGAAAUGUUGUUUUCUUAAAAAAAUGUGGUUUUUAUAAUCACAUGAUGAAUAUAUAUGUCAAAUUUGUUCUUAAAUAAUUUAUAUAAAAAGAAAACACACAUUUAUCAUUGACAUUUUUGUGUCGUAUAUUUCUGUUGUGGAAAACUUGUAUUAAAUAGUGUAUUUCCUUACAAACAGUAAUAUAUAUUUACUGAAAACAAUUAAUGUUGACAACAAUCCAACAAUGAAUAUGACAAAGAAGAUAAACGUCAACUACUCAUCUCUAGUUGGUCUCAAAGCAGAACUGUUAAGAAAGCAAGCUGAAGUAAAUGAGGUCAAACUAAAAACUGAGCAUAUCAAUAAGCCAUCACAGCUAAAUAAGAAGAGGAGUAAGAAGAUUCCUACAGAAGGUGUGAAAAAAAAUACUAAGGAAUUAAUAGAUUCCGAGGACAUUAUUGCCCAUAAAAAGUCAAGAUUAAUGUUGGAAGCUAAAACAAGAUUAUAUGAAAGGUUAAAAAAAUCAAAAAAUAAUAAUGAUAAGUUUCUUGUCGAUUUCAAGAACAAAUUAGACGAAUCUGAUGAAGAAUUUGUAGAUGAGGCAAUUAAUGAAGAACAUCCUAUAGAACCAGAUGAAAAUUGGGUGGAGUAUAAAGACUGUUUUGGCCGUACUAGAAAAUGUUUGCGAGAAGAUCUACCGCAUAUGCAAAAGAAGGACGAAUUAAUAAAGCAGGAAAUAAUGAAGGGAAAGACUGAUGAAGAUGGAGAGGAAGAAAACAAAGAACAAUAUCCAAUUCAAGAAAAAGAACCUGAGAUAGAAAUUAUGAGACGAAAAUGGGAGGAGCAAACACAAAAGCUUGCGGAUAAAGUCGAUAUACAUUAUCAAGAUAUAUUAUUUGACGAAGCAAGAACGCAUGGUGUUGGUUACUACGCAUUUUCGCAAGAUGAAGAGGAGAGAGCAAAGCAGCAAGAAAAUUUAGCAAGUUUGAGGAAGGAAACAGAGAGGAAGCAAAGGGAAAUGAAAGAAGUCAAGGAAUUGAAAGAAAGAAUGGAACAGAACAGAUUAAAGGUGGCAAGAAUGAGGCAGAGAAUCAGAGCAGGUUUGCCAGCAGAGCUUACUGAAGAGGAACUAGCUCAAGAAAAUAAGUCAUAUGUAAUUAAUUCUACUGACCAAAUUAAUACUGAUAAAGACGAUGAUAAAUCUGUCGAAAAAGAUGAAGAAAUAUCUAAUGAGGAAACUGGAUCUAAUGAGGACCCUAAACCUACUAAUUCCAAGAAAACUAACACUGUCAGUGAAGAAGAGACUACUGAUGAAGAUAAGAUAAAAGCAUUUGGAGAACUCUUAGGCAAAAAGAAUCAUUGGUAUGUAAUGUCACAAGAAGAAUGGGUUGAUAAAUGUAGAACACAAAGAAUUAGCGAAUUUGGACCUGUCUAUGAUAACUUCACGAAUGCUGGAUUUUACAAGAGUGAUUUGCAAGAUGUUAAUGAGCAAUUAACUCAUAAAGAGCUCGAUAAUACAGAGAUUCAUAACAAUCAAGAAUCCAAUAGAGAAUCUAAUGCCAAUUUGCAAAAUCAUGAUAAUAACGAUUCUACCAGUAAGGAGGCGGAUCCUGUUGCCAAAGAUAUUGACAGUAAUAAUCAAAUUGAUAAAGACGCUCUUACAGAAUAUAAUGUAACCAGUAAGAAUAGUACAGGAUAUGUAUUGCCUGAAACUGCAAGAAAAUCACCAUCAAAUCCUGCUACAAGUUUAUCCAAUCCAUUGUCAUCUCAGAGUCUGCAAGCAACUAUUUCAUACCCAUUGUCUCAUUUGUCUAGUAAUUAUUCACAAAAUGUAUACAGCUAUUCUGAAUCACUCCCACCUGAGCAGCAUAAAUUACCAUGUGAUGCGAGUGAUAUUCCACUUCCUGGUGAAGAUAAUGUUACAUCUUCCAGUGACAACAUCAGUGACAAUUCCAUUUACACAAGUAAACACGAAGAAUUGCCACAAGGUAUAGACGAAGAUAAUAUAAUGGCCGGUCUUAAAUAUUUAAGAGAAAGGUUUGAAGAAAGUUAUAAUAAAUAAGGAUAAUAAAAUUUGUAUUAUAGUAUUGUUUAGUACAUAUAGUUUUGUAUAUAAAAAUAAACAGAGUCUUUAUUUUAAAUCCAAA
Messenger RNA from Linepithema humile (Argentine ant), 2130 nucleotides. Its product is annotated as coiled-coil domain-containing protein 174. Lineage: Eukaryota; Metazoa; Arthropoda; Insecta; Hymenoptera; Formicidae. The record is from RefSeq and is a predicted model, not a curated record. Gene Ontology annotation, cellular component: nucleus.